AUGCCCUUCAACAUAUGGCCCGAUUCUGUCACUCGAGAUUACGACGCUCUUAAGUCGCUUGACGGUGAUGGACAUCGACAUGUGCCAGAAACGCCUCGCCAUGGUCUCUUGACCCUCCUCAGCUAUCCCCGACAACGAUACUCGCAUCGUCGCCAGGUCAGCCUUUCGAGACUGCGAACACGCAAAGCCUUCUGCUCAGCAUCCGCAAUCCUCCUCUUCACCAUUGUCGGUUAUUUGCUGCUCUCUCUCCCUAUACCUUCCAUUCGAGAACCUCCUUCCCAGACGAAGCCAACCUCAGACCCGCAAGAUGAAUUCACAACAGUCCCAUUGGGUAAAUCGACCGCGCGCUUUAAUAGAGAGUUCUUCUGGUGGGAGCAGUUUCCAACUUUACACGGUUUCUUUCGAGGCCACAAUAGUAUCGUCCCCUUGAACGAAUACCUUCCUGAACAGCAACAUGUGCAGGAAGAAUCCCUCCACUCGAACUCCACCUCAACCACUGUGCCUCCCUUGACCCAAGUCCGUCUUCCUUUGACCGAUACCUUUCAGCCUUGCUACUUGGAUGAGCAAAGGGAAAUUCUCCCUCCACCAAUCUCGGCAUAUCAAGGCUUGCCACAGGGCUUCCCUGCUCCCUUGCUGGGCUCCCAAGACGAAUUAGGCUUUGAACCAGUUUGCUAUGACCGAGUCAAUCGCUUCGCCUCAUACGGCUAUGGCUUCACCAAAGCCCAAGGUGGUCUCGGCAUCGAGCUCAAAGGUGACAAUGCCGGUCUCAACAGUGUCCUCGGUCGCGAUUUCACCAAGGUCCAGUGGAACGACGCCCAGCAGCGAUGUUUGUCUACCAACCGCCACAACCUCACCUCCCGAACCGCAUUUGUCAUUCGCACCUGGCACAGCUAUCAAUAUACUGAGCAUGACAUCUUGAUGUUACGCGCCAUCGUCAGCGAGCUGGCCUUGUCCUCUGGCGGCCAGUAUACCGUCCACUUUCUCAUCCACGUCCAGGAUGAAUCCUUGCCCAUAUGGACCUCACAGACAGUCUACGAUCAAGUGCUGAGAGAAAGUCUGCCUCCAGAAUUCCAUGGCAUGGGUACGCUCUGGUCCGUCCCCCAGAUGAUGACUGUUUACCCUCCGCCAUUCCCCGACUCCAUUGUCAAUUUCUCUGGAGGUGAAAUUUAUGAGGCUUAUCGCUCCCUUCACUUUCCCUUCCAACACUUUGCCACAAAUCAUCCCGAGUAUGACUACUUCUGGCACUGGGAAAUGGACAUUCGUGUCACUGGACACUACCAGCAGCUGCUUCAUCAAAUCGCCACCUGGGCUGAUGAGCAGCCUCAACAUUUGGCCUGGGAAAGGGCCUCUCGCUUCUUUGUUCCCUCGCUGUUUAACAAUUCUUACGCCGAGUACGCUCAAGCCGUUGCCGAAGACGUACGAAGCUCUGGAAAGGAUCCAAUCUCCGGACCGCAGUUGGCCCAGGAAACGCUCUUGGACGUCCCUGAACAAGCAGCUUCCCACUCAAGCGACGGUAUCACCGACCUCAUCACAUUCGAUCCGCUCUUCGACCCAUCCAAAAGUCGAUGGGCGUUCCGUGAUGACAUCACCGGAUACCAUGUCGAAAAGAAUGGCGACAACCGACCUCCAACUCGCGCGGCAUUGAUCACUGCGUCACGCCUCUCACGUCGUUUGCUUGUACUCAUGCAUAACGAGACCUAUCUGAACAAGCACACCAUGUUUCCCGAGAUGUAUCCCGCAUCAAUCGCACUGCAUUAUGGUUUGAAAGCCGUCUAUGCCCCUCUUCCGGUCUACUUCGACCGUGACUGGCCCGCAGAUCACGCGAACGAGAUCUUCAAUAAUGCACCUGUCGGUUCUGAGGGUCAAGAUGCAGGCAUGGACCAUGGCAAUGGGUUCUUCCACGGGCCGGGCGGCAGCGUCUUCGGUCCAGGAGAACAUGUCUUUCGAGGUUCGACCUAUUACUCAAAUGCCAUGUUUGCUGGCUAUCUGUGGCGACGAUGGCUAGGCAGAGAAAACCGUAACGGCGAGAUUGCCUGGGAACUCGGUAAAGGUGGUGGCAGGAUGUGUUUGCCCAUGAUGAUCCUGCACCCCAUCAAAUCCGAGUGA
Exophiala mesophila is the source of this 2106-nucleotide messenger RNA. RefSeq lists its product as uncharacterized. The transcript is spliced from 2 exons. The record is from RefSeq and is a predicted model, not a curated record. The coding region runs from base 1 to 2106 and encodes 701 amino acids. Lineage: Eukaryota; Fungi; Ascomycota; Eurotiomycetes; Chaetothyriales; Herpotrichiellaceae.